AUACAAAGUAAAGCAAGAAAAUCUGCACUUGGCUAUGGAUAAAAAAGAGAAAUCCAAAGAGAAAAUGGAAAAGAGGCGCCAAGAGAUCUCCCUCCUCCGCACCAUUCCUUAUUCCGAUCACCAGAGAUGGUGGAGCUCGGAGACUAUAGCGGUGGUGACCGGCGCAAACAGGGGAAUUGGGUUCGAGAUCGUGCGCCAGCUGGCGCUGCACGGUCUAACGGUCAUCCUCACGUCCCGUGACCCGGGUGUCGGUGAAGAGGCUGCGAAAGUUCUUCAGGAGGGCGGCUUAAACGUCGUGUUCCACCAGCUGGACAUUUUAGACCCUCAAUCCAUCGAGAAUUUUGUCGAGUGGGCCAGAGAAAAAUACGGCGGUAUAGAUAUAUUGGUAAACAAUGCUGGAGUAAAUUUCAACGCGGGUUCGGAUAAUUCUGUGGAAUAUGCAGAGAAAGUGAUUGGUACCAACUAUUUCGGGACAAAAAGUAUGAUCAAGGCCACGAUUCCUCUAUUCAGACCUUCGGAAGCAGGUGCACGUAUUGUCAAUCUCAGUUCUCGAUUGGGGAGAUUAAACGGAAAACGAAAUAGAAUUGAAAAUGUGGAGCUGAGAAGAAAACUGGAGGACGACGAGUCGCUAACCGAGGAAUUAAUCGACCAGACAAUGAACACGUUUCUUGAACAAGUGAAGGAUGGCAGUUGGGUGGAUGGCGGGUGGCCCCACGUAUUUACGGACUACUCACUGUCGAAAUUGGGUGUAAAUGCGUACACAAGGCUGAUGGCGAAGAUUUUCACGGGCAGGCCCGAAGGCCACAAGAUAUACAUCAACUCCUACUGUCCUGGCUGGGUGAAAACCGUGAUGACGAGCUGGGCAGGCCACGUCAGCCCUGAAGAAGGGGCCGACACUGCAGUUUGGCUGGCCCUGCUGCCCGAGCAGUUUGUGACCGGCAAAUUCUUUUCCGAGAGGCGGGAAAUACAUUUCUGAAAAACCAAAGGGUGUGAUUGCUAUUAUUUUCUGGAUGGAAAUGAGUGGUUUAUUAGUUGUGUGCAUCUGCUGGGGGCUUUUGUUGAAUGAGUGCAGUGCGAUUCAAAUGCGAAGGCUGCAGCUUUUGUUAGUGUGUGUGAUAAAACACAUAUUUUUUUUGUAAGACGGCCUAAUCGCUUGUUGGAUCUGUCCAUUAUGUUUUUAGAUGAAUAUAUUCAUGCUAUGAAAAAU
Messenger RNA from Striga asiatica, 1207 nucleotides. Lineage: Eukaryota; Viridiplantae; Streptophyta; Magnoliopsida; Lamiales; Orobanchaceae. The record is from the annotation of a GenBank genome assembly.